Messenger RNA from Trichophyton verrucosum HKI 0517, 5847 nucleotides. RefSeq lists its product as uncharacterized. The transcript has 10 exons. Gene Ontology annotation, biological process: phosphatidylinositol-mediated signaling; phosphatidylinositol phosphate biosynthetic process. Gene Ontology annotation, cellular component: plasma membrane; cytoplasm. Bases 1 to 5847 code for a protein of 1948 amino acids. NCBI's taxonomy places the organism in Eukaryota, Fungi, Ascomycota, Eurotiomycetes, Onygenales, Arthrodermataceae. Gene Ontology annotation, molecular function: 1-phosphatidylinositol 4-kinase activity. The record is from RefSeq and is a predicted model, not a curated record.
AUGGCUCUAAGGCGGCUCCCGGGGGUUCGAGAACUUGACGUCCUGCUUGCUCUGUGCAAGGCAGCUGGCUCUGUUCAGCGUGGUGACCAUGCUGCAAAACUCGUCUCUCUGCUGGCUGGGUACCUACCUACGCUCCAUACACUCCGCAUCCAUUCGUCUCCCUUCCUACAUAUUUACAAACCCUCGCCGUGGGAAACCCUGACCCAUGAUGUUGUUACGGCGCUGCUUUCAUUGGGCUCUAGGCACAAGUCGCUGCAGGAUGACGUCCACGAAGCCAUUGACGAGUACUUGGAAAAUUGUCACCAGGCAACAGACCGCCUGCCGGCCGUUUUUGAUGCAGAUGGGACAGGGAUACAGGUCGAGAGCCAUGAAUCUACGGAUGUGACUACUCUAAUGGUAUCGCUAGUGGGAUUUCUCCGGGCCUCGUCCGAGUUCCCCCAUUUUUGGGCACCACUGGAUCGCCUUGCUAUUGUAAAGCAGUUACACAUCAUUCUAUCAGAGAGGUUCCUGGUAGCUGUGGAGACCAUCUCUUCCGGCAUACGGAACUCUCGCUCUCCAGAUCCUCUGCUACACGACUGGAGACGGUACACCCGCCAGUAUGCGGCUGACGGACGGCCCCUUGGCUCCAUGCUGCUACAACAGGCUUUCAUGGGCUUUCUAAAGUCCUGCACAUCUCCUGUUGAAAAUGAUAAAACCCCACCGCUGCCAGAUGAUACCCUUCUCUCCCGAUAUGCAGACAGUAGCUAUGUAGCUAAAGCUUCAGACCGCGGGAUGAUGAGUCUGGUAAAAUACGCCACAGAAAUCGCGGGUGACCAGAUCAAUCUCCUCGAAGAAGGGUCGGAUUACCUACAAGUUAGCUCCACUUGGCAACAACGCCUUGCAUUCUUGGUCAAGGCUUUGUCAAUAAUGUGCUCUAUCAACUGCAUCAUGGUUGACCAGGAUUCUGUGGAUCUAGACCUGCUCUUCACAUCCCUAGACAAUACCAUUUCAGAUCCAGACCAAAUGAUGAACAAGGACCUAGCUACUGUUGUUCUUAAGGCUGCUGUAAUUCUAGCAAGGCUAUCCCGAGGCAGUGCAAACGGGCUAACCCGCUCUCUUCUUCGCUUCAUUGUCCAAAAUGGCCAAAGCAGCCCUGUUGUCGCACUGGCUGCCCAAUGUUUGGCCCAGAACCUCCGGCUUCUUUCUCAAGAUACCGUCAUAGGCACCCUAUAUUCUCUCGGAAACGUCCUUAGCUCUGGGUCGGCAGCUGACAAGGCUGCCACUGCUCUAACUGCCGAGUCAGGCACUGGCUAUUCUCAUUCGAUAGAGACUCGUGCUCCCCCCACGAAUGAGAGCUUCUUAUCCCUUGCUAUUGAUGGAGAGGGUGAUACCUCCGUCACAGCUAGAAAUGUGGUACAUGCCAUUGUAACAAUCGCCACUUAUAGUGAAGAUAGCAAGAUCGUCGCCCUUGCACAGUCUAUUCUGGUGCAGAAGAUUGGCAAGGCGAAUGUCGUAGUCGAUGCAUACAUCAUCCAGGAGACUGCGGCUCUUUCAUUGAAGAGUGAGCCUGCGGAGUUCCGUCUCUUGCUGAAGUUCUACUCUCGUCUACUGCGAGAUACUGUUGCUCAGGGGAAUAACCUCAUGCUGGAAGCGAUACACAAAGCAAGGAAUUACCUUGCAGCAAAUCUCGACCGAAACAGUGAAGUGUUCAAGAUCUAUCUUGUGUUCCUCCUUGAGAGCCUAGUUAACCAGGGAGCUGCUGUCGAACGUGAAAAGGUCCAUCCAGAGGAUCUUGAGGCAACUGCUAAACAAAUUGCCCCAAUAUUGAAACCCCUUGCUAUACUACUAGCUAGGGCAGGUCGUCUAGAUCAAUUAGCCUCUGGAGUGUGUGACAAUGAUGAUAUCACAGACAUGCUCCGGGAUGCGUGGUUCAACAUUGCAGCCCAUGAUAUAUCACUUCACUCAGAGCUUGGAAAGGCGAACUACGAACAGCUACGUAUCCUCGCCGAACACUCUCCUCCGCUUGUCUCCGAGAACCGCGCUGAACUGCUCGAGAGUGACAUUGAGUUGAAUACAAUUCUAAGGCGUGGCCAGAGCCCUCAGACAACCGUUGAAAAGAAAAAGAACCUAACUGCCGAGCUGCCGGCACAAGAACAUGAUAUCCGACGCCUGAACUACCCCAAGGCACUCUUCCUCAAUGCAACGCUACUCAUAGAAACUCUCCGUGCUAACUCUGGAGAUUGCACCAAAGUGUUCACUUACUUCCUCGAUCCGACCUUGGGUGCCUCGGAAAUGGGCAAUUGCAUGAGAGCAAUUGCGGACAAAGUUGUGACCGUCUACCUUGAGAAAACUCUCCGAAGCACAUCCGUGAAAUUCUCGGCCCCUUAUAUCGCCAAACAGCUAGCUGAUACUUUUACUGCUUGUUGCCAUCGUAUCGUCCAAGUCCAACAAACUGCUACAUUGGCUGCAAAUAAGAUAAUCAUGCAAUGCCCGUCAGCCCUUUGCCAGAAGCUCUCAUUGUUUACUCUGCUUGACUUAAUUACAUUGCUCUGGUCAUCGUGCAUGGACGAGGAAAUGGAUGAGUUUGCAUGGAACUCUACUUUCACGUCAAGCAGGCGGACGGUCCAGGUUGUUUUAUCAGACAAUUAUGAUUUCAGGAGGCGCACCUUGAAGAAUCUUCAUAACUCAGCACGCACUUGGAUCUCAAAUGUUAUGAACAUCGCACCUUUAGAUAUCAAGGGGCUACUGCAGACGUACCUUUCUGAUUACGAUGAUGAUGGCGUGUAUGGCAACAUAAACAUGGGCCGUUCGCUAGCGCUUGAGAUGGGAUCAGCAAUCCCCUUUGCCGACCAACGAUUAGGAUCGAUUGAUAACCCAGGCGGCACUGUUCUCAAUGUUGCUUCCGACUUCAUUUCUCAGUAUACUACUCGACAAGAGUACCGAUACUCUGAAGCUGCCCCAGCUCGCAGAGGAAAGUCUCCUCUAGCGAUAUCUUAUGGUAUUUAUUUAUUUUAUUUGGGCUCUGGUAUCAACCUUCUAACAUCUUCAAUAGGUCAAAGCACCACCGCCCGGGUGACUGAUUACCCUGACACUGUGCAGGAAGCUCUCGCAGCCCUCGAGCAUCAAAUUAGAACAGAGAAGCAUAUCUCGCUGGACCUUCCUCGACACAUUCUUCGCCGCGCCGCUGCUCUCUUGUGUAAUACGGAUGAUAGCCAUGCGACAAUUAUCGCUUACCUAGUCAGCAUCCCCUUCCAGAUAUUUACGAAAGAGUCCAUCAGGAUGGGAAUUGCUCUGUGGCUAGGAGUUAUCAAUGAAAAACCAUCUAUGGAAUCCAGAAUAUUGGUAGAAGUAGCGCAGGCAUGGGAACGUACUAUUCGUCGCAAGCAAGGAAUCUUCGAUCCGAACUUCAAACAUAAAAAUCCUUUUAUGAAUAAGCUUGAAUCGUCCCCGUCGGAUAAAGAAGCGAUCGUCCGGCGUCAUAAGAAGGCUCAGAACAUCAUAUCUCCUCAUUUCCUGGCUUUGCAGUUCCUAGAAAGCCAUUUCAGCGCAAGCAGGCUGGGCAGCUUGAAUACCCAGCAGGUGUUCAGACGCCUGGUCAGCGAGACAUUGAUUGCCUUGAGAGAUUCUACAGGCCACCCACUAGCUCGCGAGAUUCACUUCCACAUCAUCCUUUUUAGUCUCAAGGUGCUCCAUUCAUUCUCUGGGCAGAGUAACGUUAGUUCCUGGAAACUGAAAGAUCAAAUUCUCUCUGCUGCACUGAGCUGGUUCAGCCACUCUCCAAGGUGGUCGUUUGGAGGAAAUCGCUUGCAGCUCAAAGCUGAAGAUCAGGUCCUCCACGAUAUAGAGUCUAUGUUGGAGACGGUAUCUUGGAAAGAGGUAGUGGACUCAAAGUCACAUAAAUCACUGCAAGCAAAGCACGAUCUACUCCUCAUUCUGAUUGGAAAUGAACGCUCUCGACUUAAAGUCUGGCUUUCUCCACUCGACCUAGAAAAGAAAUCAUACUUCUUCUAUGGAACUGGUAACAAGACCGUUACUGAGGAGACUGUCGCGGGACUUCUUCGAUUGGCAUGGAAUGAAAACCCAAGCUUAGCACUCCAGCUAGGAUCACGGUUCCCAUCCGCUAAACUGCGAACUGAUAUCCGAUGGCUUCUACUUAACUUCCCUGAAAAGGCACUUAAGGAACCAAACGCUUUGGAAAUUCUACUUGGGUCAGCUCUUCCGGAGGAUGUCUCAUUCCAGCUCAAGUACCUCCUCUAUUGGGAGCCGAUCGAUCCAAUCUCAGCUGUCACUUAUCUGUUGCCAGCGUAUGGAAACCAUCCGUUUAUUUUGCAAUAUGCCCUUCGAUCCCUCGAGAGCUUCCCCGUCGAUGUUGGCCUUUUCUAUGUUCCACAGCUCGUGCAGGCUCUUCGCUAUGAUGCACUGGGGUAUAUAGAACGCUACCUUUCAAAUACAGCCCAGCUGUCCCAGAUGUUCGCCCACCAAGUCAUCUGGAAUAUGAAGGCGAACGCCUACAAGGAUGAAGACUCUCAGAUUCCUGAUCCACUCAAACCGGUACUGGAUCGAUUCAUGGACCCUGUUAUUGCUAGCUUCACGGACGAAGACAAAGAAUUCUAUGAAAGAGAAUUCGCAUUCUUCAACGAGAUCACCGGUAUUUCAGGCAAACUACGGCCAUACAUCAAACGUACCAAACAAGAGAAGAAAGAGAAGAUCACAGAGGAGCUGCGAAAGAUCAAGGUUGAGGUUGGCGUGUACCUGCCAAGUAACCCAGAUGGGGUUGUUGUCGGCAUCGAUCGAAAGUCCGGAAAGCCCUUGCAGAGUCACGCAAAGGCGCCUUACAUGGCAACGUUCCGAAUCAAGAAGACGAGGAAUAUCGAAGAAGGCAGCAACGCUGUUACUCCCGCCGAAGAGGCUGACCAUGAGGAAGCGAAUUUGCAGCUGUCCCAGGUUAAAGAAUCCACUGUACAAAGCAAACGUGAGAGCCUAGCUGCGUCUCAGGCGGGGACAUAUGAGGUAUGGCAGUCUGCCAUAUUCAAGGUCGGAGACGACUGCCGUCAAGACGUCCUCGCGCUUCAAAUGAUUGCUGCUUUCCGUGAAAUAUUCGCCAGCGUUGGAUUGGACGUCUUUGUCUUCCCGUACCGUGUUGUGGCCACCGCCCCUGGAUGCGGCGUGAUCGAUGUCUUACCCAACUCGAUAUCUCGAGACAUGCUCGGCCGUGAAGCUGUCAACGGUCUGUACGACUACUUCGUAUCGAAGUACGGAGGGGAGCAGUCAAUCAAAUUCCAAGAAGCCCGAAGCAACUUUGUGAAAAGCAUGGCUGCAUAUUCAGUCAUUUCAUACUUGCUGCAGUUCAAAGACCGACAUAACGGCAACAUUAUGAUUGAUGACGCAGGCCAUAUCAUCCACAUCGACUUUGGGUUCUGCUUUGAUAUUGCACCUGGCGGUGUGCGGUUCGAGCGUGCUCCGUUCAAACUGACCACGGAGAUGAUUGCUGUCAUGGGGGGAUACCAUCCGUCUUCGUCAACGGCUGCCUCAGCCACAGCUUCUACAGCCACUACAUCCACCUCUCACUCCGCAUCGUACAACAACUCUCAAUCAUACCGUUGGUUUGAAUCACUUGUGGUUAAAGCUUUCCUUGCUUCAAGACCUUAUACGAUGAAGCUUUCAAACAUCGUAACCCUCAUGCUGGACAGCGGUCUUCCAUGCUUCACGCCCCAUACGCUGACCAACUUCCGCGACCGAUUUGUCCUAGAGAAGAGUGAACAAGAGGCAGCGCAAUAUAUGAGAGAGCUCAUCAGGAAGAGUUACGCCAGCAUGUCGACCAAGGGCUAUGAUCAGUUCCAACUCAUGACGAACAACAUCCCCUAUUGA